Molecule: messenger RNA, 3921 nt
Organism: Bursaphelenchus xylophilus (pine wood nematode)
Lineage: Eukaryota; Metazoa; Nematoda; Chromadorea; Rhabditida; Aphelenchoididae
Source: the annotation of a GenBank genome assembly
AUGAGUGAAUCAACGAACGUGUAUACGGAUGCAAUGAAGAAAUGGAUGGGAGCGCUCGAGAAAAAAGAAGAGAAGAUCAACCGCGUCAGAAAAACAGUUAGCCCAGUCUUGGACGAUUUUGACUAUUCGAAACCGGACACAGAAGAGGAACUGGAACGUUGGAUUGAGAAUGUGAAAAAGAUGCAGAUGUACAUUGACGAGAUCCCAGAAGUGUUGAAUCAGCUGAAGAAACUCACAGGACAUCUUGAGAAAGAAGAUGAAGACCUUGUUGAGAAUAUUUUAGGUAGAUAUGAUGAACAUUAUACCGCGAAGAACCUCGAGAACUUUGAGAACAUCCAGGACAAGAUGAGGCAGUUAAAAAUCAGUCCAGAGAUGAUGGCCCGCCAAGGAUUACGGCUUGAAGACGGCAUCAUAAAGUGGGACUUGCAGUUGUCACAUGGCAGGAGAACCAAACGGGAAAGCGAAGGGAAGAGAGGUAAGGGAACCGGACGUGGAAGAACCCCCCAGGAAGAGGUGCCCGACGGACAGGGACGGGUCGGUGUCCCACCUGCUCAUUCGCAGGUGUCUUCUGAAGAAAGUGAUGGAGAAGUUGAGUUGGAGAUAGAAUUGGAAGGCGAACGCAAAAGAUUCACCCAGGAAGAGGUGCCCGACAGACAGGGACGCGUCGAUGGCCAACCUACUCACUCAAAAGUGGAAGACCUCAGGUAUGGAGCAGAGAAGUUCUGGGAAGGUAGAAGCGGAAGAAAGGAAAAGCAUCAGAAGGCAAUUGAGAACGCAACUUACACAACACGACAACCCGAAGAUAUCGACGUUGAAGAUCAAUUCCUGAAGUCGACAUCAUGGAACAAACACCAUGAUGAACCGGAUUUGAGAACACGAAGAUUGAGUAAGUCUCUGCGGAGCAACGAAAUCAAGUCUCUGAGGAGCAAAUACGAGAAGUCUCUGCGGAGCAAAUGUGAGAAGUCUCUGAGGAGCGAACAAACGAAGUCUCUGCGGAGCAACGAAAUCAAGUCUCUGAGGAGCAAAUGCGACAAGUCUCUGCGGAGCAACCAAAUGAAGUCUCUGAGGAGCAAAAGAAGAACGGAUAGCUUGGAGAGCACCGAGUCAGAGGAAGAUGUGGCUAGGAUGAAGGGAAGGACCCCGAGCAGAAAGGCGAGGUUCAGAUCAUAUAGUAGUACAUCAAGUGAAAGCGGAAGAGACCGCAAGUCGAUUGUGUUGAGGAGAAGGGCCGAGAGUCGAUGGGCAAGGUCUGGAUCAAGCAGUCGAGAUGGCGAAGAGGAUCGUCAUGUGGAAUACCGAAGAUUGAAAAGGGAAACCAGUGAUUGGAGAGGAAAUCAGCGUGGUAACUCAAGUAAAUCGAGGUAUGGAUCAAGCAGUCGAGAUGGCGAAGAGGAUCGUCAUGUGGAAUAUCCAAGAUUGAAAAGGGAAACCAGUGAUUCGAGAGGACAUCAGCGUGGUAACUCAAGUAAAUCAAGGACGAACGAAAGGAGACGUUUGGAAGGACAGAGCCUGCGGACACGUUGCUAUCGCAGGUGUAGUUCAAGCGAAUCAAGUUCAGAAUCAGAGUCCGAUGGAGGAUCUGAUAGCAGUACGUCGCAAGGUAGUCGACGAUGGAAAAGAUCGCAGAAUCGUGCUUCACAAGGUAAGAGAAGACGUAAUAGAUCAUUUAGAGAGAGUUCACCCGACGAACGAAGUCGACAUGGACGGAAUCGACGUGAGAAAGAGAAGAGAAACACUCUUAAGAAGUCAAGAAGACACUCAUCGUCGAGUUCAUCAACUGAUAAAGAUUAUGGAAGACGCCAUGAAGGAAGAGAAUUGGAUACACUGUGCUUGUAUUCAGUAUUUGAGAAAGGGAAAUUACGAUGUCGAUGUCUGCAGUUUGAGAAACAUUCACAUAGGAAGUCGCCGAAUGUGACAGAAUCGAUGAUCCCAAAGUUAUAUGAAAAGAAUUACACUGGAUGGAAGAGAUUUAUUAUCCAGUAUAACUCAUUGAUUGGAUUGAAUCCCAACUACUUGCCUAUGCAAAAGAAUGCAUUUUUGAGAGGAAGAUUGGGAAGAGACGAAACCAGAAUUGUAGAAUCGCUGGAUCCUGGAAUGGAAUCGUUGAGAAGAACAUUGAAGUCGCUGGAAAGACACUUUAGCACGACCAAGACGAGUACGAUGAAGAUGUUAAUGGAUUUGUUCGAUCUCCCGACAAUGUACCCAGCAUAUGAAACGCCGAAGAAUAUUCUGAGAUAUUAUGAAGCUGUGCUCAGGCUGAAAGAUGCCAGAUAUGAUAUGCACGAUGAGUCUUUAUUUGAUGCAUUUUUUAGGAUUCUUCCUGAAGAUCAAGCCAACGUAUUGGAGUUUUGUCAUGGUUACGACAGAGCAUAUGACCGUGGAGCGGACCAUUUUGCACAGUGGGCACACGAUGUUAUUGUUCAGAGAAUGAAGAGGCGAAGAUUUGAAAAUUACCGAAGAGAAUCAUUUGGCACUGUUUCAGAACAUUCAGAAGAUGAAAGCGUUGAGAAUAGACGAGUUGACGAGAUGAUAGAGAAUGGCAGAGAACUUGUUCCUUUCAGAAGACCCUUUGAGAACGAUGAUGCCCGAAGGAGAAUGGAGAAGAAAGAGUCAGAGCCGAUCAGGAACGACAGAGAACAUAAGCAGGCUAUAAGAUGCUACUUUUGUCAAGGAAAGCACAACGGAAGGAUGUGCCGGAUCCAUUACUCAGCAUACUUGAAAAGAAAAAGAAUUCAACAGCUGAAAGCAUGUGAGAAAUGUUUGAUGAACCAUUCAGGGAGUUGUGAUGCUGAGAAAUGUGAGAGAUGUGGAGAAGAUCACCACAAAUUGAUAUGUCUAUCGCCUAGAAGGAGAGAAAUUGAAACUCAGAGGAACCAAGGAGCAAUUGUUAUGAUGGUAAGUGAUGAGAAGGUUGAUUGCGAGAAACCAGAUAAGCUGAAUGAAAAGAAUUUUGAUGAAGUACCAGGAAAGUUUGAGAAACCUUUUGAGAACUUUGUGCAAAGAAGAAUACAUCGUCAAGAGUUAUAUCCGAUAGAAAUUGAGAAAAGUGAUGAUGAUUUGAAGAAUUUCGAUGUGGAUAUUGAGAAUGAGAAUCUCGAGAAUAAGUUUGAUGUAUUCAGAGCACAGAAGAUUUUUGGCCGCCGGCAGGGUCCACGACGAGUCGCAGAGACACUUUGUGUCAUGACUGAUAGCUACGCAUUGAGAAAGAAGUACGUGAAAGAUGAUGUAAUUAUCUUUUUUGAUAAUGAAAUUGAAGAGAGAAGCGCCAACGAAAUGUUUUUGAGAAGGAAGAAGAAGAGGAAGAGGUACACCUUGAAGAAGAACAAGAGAGCUCAUUAUGAUGUGAUCCACCCAUUGGAGAAUUUUAUGACAUUGAUUCAACCAGAUGUGACGAAGGUUAUUGUAGUCUUGAUUUUGACCGAAUUGGAAGAUGACGCAGUAGAGGGAUUAAACAAUGUCAUUGAACCUUACAUGUUUCUGAUGAGAGAGAAUUUGAAAGUAGACAUGCUUCAAACUGAUAAUGAUGAAAGAUCGGGAUGUGAAUUGAGAAGGAAAGCUAAGGACCUGAAGUAUGAUGAUUCUGCCAUCGAUGUGAUCAAAUGUAUAAAUGAAGAAGGAUGCAAACUUGAUAACUUUGGACAAAGAAUGAUUGAUCGAUGGGCAGGAUUGAUGAAGGGAACGAUAACGAAGCACUUUGUACUUGGGCGGGCAAUGUCAGAUUCCACGGAACCUGGAGUUAUCCACGAUGUGUCAACUCGAUGGAAUUUAUGGAGAGAGAGAAAUGUCCCCUGUGUCAACUGUUUCCCUAGUUGUUUUUCCCCGAUGUUCGAGAAUGUUCGACGGAGAGAUCCCGAAGCGAAGCGCCUGAUUCACGACACCGUAACCUUCUCCAAGGUUUUAUCCCAUCUUGAUCAGAUAUAA